Ailuropoda melanoleuca (giant panda) is the source of this 3389-nucleotide messenger RNA. It is a transcript of the gene ZNF384, whose product is annotated as zinc finger protein 384. NCBI's taxonomy places the organism in Eukaryota, Metazoa, Chordata, Mammalia, Carnivora, Ursidae. Gene Ontology annotation, biological process: regulation of transcription by RNA polymerase II. The transcript is spliced from 13 exons. The record is from RefSeq and is a predicted model, not a curated record. Gene Ontology annotation, cellular component: chromatin; PcG protein complex; transcription regulator complex. The coding region runs from base 342 to 2162 and encodes 606 amino acids. Gene Ontology annotation, molecular function: DNA-binding transcription factor activity, RNA polymerase II-specific; RNA polymerase II cis-regulatory region sequence-specific DNA binding.
GCUCCCGGAAGUGACUCGACCUUUGCAUUCCCCCCCUUUCCCCAUUACCGCCCCCCCUGCAUUGCCAUUUCCCUCCCUCCCCCCUUUUCGUUUCCGGCGCUCCCGCCUUCUCUCCGCCGCAGCUCUACUCUGAGUCUGUUGGGGGGAGGGAGGGAGGGAGGGGGCGUGGAGGAAUCGGGGUUCUCGGGAGCACGAGCUGCAGCACCACUUCCGGCAAACGCCGCCCCUCCCGCGCUCUGGCUCAGGCUCUGGCGCCGCCGCAGCCGUCGCCGCCGGAAAGUUCAGGAGCCCUGGAAAGGAGAAGGAAUAAGACGACAGGAGGAAGAGAGAGAGAGGGUAGAAUGGAAGAAUCUCACUUCAAUUCUAACCCGUACUUCUGGCCUUCUAUCCCCACAGUCUCAGGACAGAUUGAGAACACGAUGUUCAUCAACAAGAUGAAGGAUCAGCUGCUGCCAGAGAAGGGCUGUGGGCUGGCUCCACCCCACUACCCCACCCUGCUGACAGUGCCUGCCUCAGUGUCCCUGCCCUCAGGCAUCAGUAUGGACACAGAGUCCAAGUCAGACCAGCUGACCCCUCAUAGCCAGGCGUCCGUUACCCAGAAUAUCACCGUGGUCCCUGUGCCGUCUACAGGACUGAUGACUGCUGGAGUCUCCUGUUCUCAGAGGUGGAGAAGAGAAGGGAGUCAAUCAAGGGGUCCUGGUUUGGUAAUCACGUCCCCCUCAGGCUCCCUUGUGACCACAGCCUCAUCAGCUCAGACCUUCCCCAUUUCGGCUCCCAUGAUUGUCUCAGCUCUUCCCCCUGGCUCACAAGCCCUGCAGGUGGUCCCUGACCUCUCCAAGAAGGUAGCAUCAACCCUAACAGAGGAAGGAGGCGGAGGUGGUGGUGGAGGUGGCAAUGUGGCUCCUAAGCCCCCUCGGGGCCGGAAGAAGAAGCGGAUGCUGGAAUCAGGGCUGCCUGAGAUGAAUGACCCUUAUGUCCUCUCCCCUGAGGAUGAGGAUGACCAUCAGAAAGACGGCAAGACCUAUAGGAGCGAAGGGAACUGCGGCACAGGAAAUGGACAGAGCCUUGGGCUCAUGGAUUCAGUUCCCGGCUCCACCACGAACUUGCUGUGUGACCCUGGGUGCCGGAUGUGCUCACUGACAUUCUACUCGAAGUCGGAGAUGCAGAUCCACUCCAAGUCACACACCGAGACCAAGCCCCACAAGUGCCCGCACUGCUCCAAGACCUUCGCCAACAGCUCCUACCUGGCCCAGCACAUCCGUAUACACUCAGGGGCCAAGCCCUACAGUUGUAACUUCUGUGAGAAAUCCUUCCGCCAGCUCUCCCACCUCCAGCAGCACACCCGGAUCCACUCCAAGAUGCACACGGAGACCAUCAAGCCCCACAAGUGCCCGCACUGCUCCAAGACCUUCGCCAACACCUCCUACCUGGCCCAGCACCUCCGAAUCCACUCGGGGGCCAAGCCCUACAACUGUUCCUACUGCCAGAAGGCCUUCCGCCAGCUCUCCCACCUCCAGCAGCACACACGAAUCCACACCGGUGACAGACCAUACAAAUGUGCACAUCCGGGCUGUGAGAAAGCCUUCACACAGCUGUCCAAUCUGCAGUCCCACAGACGGCAGCACAACAAAGAUAAACCCUUCAAGUGCCACAACUGUCAUCGGGCGUACACGGACGCAGCCUCCCUAGAGGUGCACCUGUCUACGCAUACGGUGAAGCACGCCAAGGUGUACACCUGCACUAUCUGUAGUCGGGCAUACACGUCGGAAACGUACCUUAUGAAACAUAUGCGCAAACACAACCCUCCUGAUCUCCAGCAACAAGUGCAGGCGGCGGCAGCGGCGGCAGCGGUGGCCCAGGCCCAGGCCCAGGCUCAGGCCCAGGCCCAGGCUCAAGCUCAAGCUCAAGCCCAGGCCCAGGCCCAGGCUCAGGCCCAGGCCUCCCAGGCAUCACAGCAGCAGCAGCAGCAACAGCCACAGCCACCACACUUCCAGUCCCCUGGGGCAGCCCCCCAGGGUGGGGGCGGCGGGGACAGCAACCCCAACCCUCCACCCCAGUGUUCCUUUGACCUGACCCCCUAUAAGACGGCGGAGCAUCAUAAGGACAUCUGCCUCACUGUCACCACCAGCACCAUCCAGGUGGAGCACCUGGCCAGCUCCUAGAGACCUGUGCUGCCACCCACUGGGAAGAGGGGAAAGAAGUUCUGGUCCCUUCUUUCUCCAACUUCUCUUGGUGGGAAAAGUCUUCUUCCUUGACAGGCCUUGGCUCCAUCUCCUUGGGCCUUAGGCACGGCCUUCCUACACAGGAUACCAUGCUUAUUCUCAACUCCUCUUCAAAAGGAACAUCAGCCCUCCUGAUUGGCAAAGGAAUAAUGAGCUGGUAGUGUAAUCCAGCAGCCUCCCCUUCUAAGCAUAGCUUUUCAAAAUUGGGGGUUGGUGCUCAAGGGAGGGAUUUGCUAUGACCUCAUAGAAACUUUUCCAGUGUGGGCACUUACCCUCUCGUUACCCUCAUAAUCCUCAAAGUUGGGGUUGGUGGAAGACUAGAGGCUGGUCCUCCUGGAUCUCUGAGAGAAGGGAGCCCUAAAUGCAACCAGCCUCCCGUUCUAUUCUUGCCUGCAGAAGAACAGAGGUUUCUCACAUGCCCCGAUCCCCGGGAGCCGUCUUCCCCUCAUGGUCUCGCUUCACUUCCUACCUAAUGCUGGAAGAGGGAGAUCUGGGUGGGGGGUCAGACCCCCUUUAUUUGUAAAGGGGCAAGGGCUGAGAUGUGGUCCCCAAGGGGCCGGAGAUCCCCCAAAUGGUCAAGGGUGGCUUAGAAGUGUGGGUUAUGGUUUUCCUUGGAGCCUCUCCCCUUCUCUGUCAGCCAGGGCCCUAUACUCAGUCUCCUAGUCCCAAAGCCAGAGGAACUGUGGGAGCUUUGUGUUCUUUAUGAAAGCCCACAACAAGGGGUGUUGCAGAGAAGGGAGAGUUCAGGGCAAACACAAGGACUGGACUUAGCUCCCUAGGUGCCACGGUCAGUUGCCGGACACGGAUUUAUAUAUAAAUAUAUAUAUAAAUAUAUAUAUAUAUACCCACUCAUCACGGCCAUCUUUGUUGUAACCAUUUCUGUGUUUAUAAAUGCAUUAUCUCUGAGAAUUUUCAUAUUUGAUGUUUUGUUUAUUUUUGUCCUUUUUGUUUUUCUCCACCCUGUCUUCUGGCCAAUGCCAUUUUUAUUUCCUUUUGUCCUUUUUGUUUGUUUGUUUUUAAAUCAUGGCAGAUUUCAGAGAAAAGAGAAAAUGAAAAAAAUCAGGAAACCAGUUGUUAUAAAGCAAUUUAAAAUGAAGAAAAUACCUUAUGUACAAACCAAGGGGUGUUUUUAGAACCUUGUAUAGAAAUAAAUUCGUGUAAAAGGAU